Messenger RNA from Drosophila albomicans, 842 nucleotides. RefSeq lists its product as uncharacterized. The transcript has 2 exons. The record is from RefSeq and is a predicted model, not a curated record. Bases 139 to 828 code for a protein of 229 amino acids. Lineage: Eukaryota; Metazoa; Arthropoda; Insecta; Diptera; Drosophilidae.
CUAAUUGCUGCUCACGCAUGGCAAAUGCUUCACUCAUUAACAGUUCUGCUUAAUUAAAGACCUACAUAAACAAAUCAAUAGUAUGGAAACCCGGAACAUUAAUGCGUUCAAACAUGUGCUACAGACCGUAAUUCUAAGAUGCUUCACAUCGAAAUGCGACGGCCACAGCAGCACAACAGCAACUCUAUCAACGGGCUAUUCACUGUGAUCAUCGUGGUUAUAGUGGUCCUGACGACGGGCACAACUGGAUUUUUACUGUAUCCAGCAUCAACGAUAUUGCAGCUUACAUCUUCAAUGUCAGUGCCAAUCGAUAUACCCGAUGCUCGAAAGGUCUUCAUGGAUUUGGGGUUUCAGAUGAACUAUAACAUGCCAUAUGAUGUCGCCUCAUUCUAUAAUCCCACCAUUUGGUCUAAUGCUCUGGAGCGUCGCAGGCGGCAUACAGAUGGUUUCACUGGCACAGUCAAGGAGCUGAUGGAGGCAGAAAAUGGCAUACAUCCUAAUGAUUUUACUGCUGGUGAGUUGUACACGGGCUUGGAGCGCAGAUUAGAGGAGAAUGGCUUUCAUAAAUCCUGCUUAUUACGCAGUGUAUGUGAAAUAGCUCUGCAUCCUUUAGCUGAUGAUCAUAGCUACAGCUUCACCUUGAUCGUAAAAAUCAUCACCUUUUUGCUAACACCCUCGCAGCAUGAAGGCUUUGGGCCGAACGAAAAGUUGUAUCAACAUCGUUAUGAACGCGCUGAGAAAAUAGGUUUCAUGGGUGGUGAUUGUCAAAAAGCCUAUCCUAAGUGUGAACUGGAUGUGUUAACUAUAUUCAGUAAAAUAGUGAGAUGAAAUAAAUGUGUCGU